CUGUUUAGAUGAAAGCUCCACCCACAGGUGAGACAACUCCUCAGAGAGAGAAACUCACCACACAACAAAUAUCAAACACAUUCACGAUCACACACACGCUCACCCACUCUGAACUCUGAGCACGCACCGACGCAAGUGUCCUGACCAGAAAGUGCCGUGCGGCGUGAAGCGUGGAGCAGCCAACUGGAGGCCGAAUACAGAGGAAAAGAUACUGACCCUGUGGCUAGAGAAGAAUCGAGAUGGAGACUCUUCAAGAACGCAAGCCAAAAAGACCCCACUAUAUUCCCCGACCACCAGGCAAGCCUUUCAAGUACCAGUGCUUCCAGUGCCCAUUCACCUGCAACGAAAAGUCCCAUCUUUUCAACCAUAUGAAAUACAACUUGUGUGAAAACUCCAUCUCCCUCGUGUCACAGAAAAGUGGGCAAACAGCUAGACAGAUGAAGGCAAUGGCAAAAGCAAUCCCUCCUAAAACUAGGGAUUUAACAAAUGCCCAACCAGCAGUUCAGAACAACACUCCGGAGCAGCAGGGAGCCGAAGAGAACAAAGCUGAGAGCACAGAUGACACAGAAAAAGUCGAUGUGGGGUGUGACAGUCCAGUCAUCAAGGACAGUCAGAGUGCAGCAAAGCCAAAUACGGUUUCAGAGACAGAGAGCACGGAAAGCAACGAGGAAAAGGAUCAGACGCGCCCAUCUGCCUUCUCCCCUGUCACACCCAACCGUGACGGAGCAGAAGCUUUCAAGGCACCUGUGAAGCAGACCGAGGAUUUGCAAGCUCCUGUUCCCACUUUCAACCACCCACGCUUCCAAUGGGGCACGGUUUCAUCAUCCAUUCCCUUAAAACCAUUCACGCCUCUCUUGGUUCCUGAAUAUUCUCCUUAUCUCCUGCCUGAUCGACCCCUAUAUCCACCUUACUAUCUUCCAGGAAAUCACCAUGUGAAUGAGCCAAACUCUCCUUCCUUCCAGGCAGAUUUUCUGGAUCCCCAGAGGCCUAUGGUACAACAACCAGUGACCCCAGCUAACACUUCCCCAUUUCCCUCUUUCCCAUACAGGUACUGCCAUCCUCUUCACCCAGGGCACCCACUGCCUUACACUCUGUACAGACCCCACGAGCUUUCUAUGCCAAUUGCAGGACACAGAUAUAUUCCUUUGGAUAUGUAUGGCCCAACUUUUGGCCAUAAAGACUAUGACUUGUACAUACAUUCACGUGCCAGUCUGAACCACCCACACACUUCUACACAAGCAGAGAGCCACCACGGGCAAAGUGGAGACAAGGCAACAAGGCUGAGUCCCAAAGAGGGCAGCUCAGCUCUGGGAUCCCCUGACAGACCCAGCCAAGCUCACAUCAUCCAGCGAGACAUAGAGGCGCUGCAGUACACCAACAUCAGUGAGUCACAGAUCGGCCGACAACUAGGAAACGCGUCUACAGCGGUCCAACCCAUCAAAAAUGACUUAAGACCAGAGGAGUGUGCAGACAUGUCAGCUCAGCACGUAGGCAGAGGAUUAGCUGAGAACAGCAGAUUUUCCUUCAUGCCUGAUUCUGAUCCACAUCCUGAAACUUCAUCAGAGCAUCACCAAGUCGACAGUGCAGAUGAUGUGGCUCCCCUCAACCUCUCAACAAGAAACCAAGACAAGGAAAAAAUUCAGUCUGUCGACAGAUUGAGCUGCUCAGACACGGUAAAAUCAGCAGAGCAUGAGUCGCCCCUGAACCUCAGCCUCAGAACUUCUCAGACCAGCCCUGUAUGCAGCUCUCCAACAAGCACUUUAGAAGAUCUUCAGCAGAGCUCCAUUGAAAAGCUGGAUGAAGAGCCUUGUGACCAGAGGCAGACUGCAGCUCUGGCACUCUGUCAGCUAGCCAUUGCAAGCUCUGCAGCGUCUUCACGUGACUUCAGUACUAUAGAUGAGCCCUUGACAGAUUCCACAGAAGCUAAAAGUCCUGUUUCUCAAGAGAAGAGCAAACAAACGACCAGGGCCAAGGCAACAGCCAUGAAAAGACCACACAGUGGCAAGGCUGAAAACAAAUGCCAUAAACCAAAGAGAGUAAAAGCGCCCGGACGGGUACUGAGGAGGAGAUCUCGUUGCUGCUAACAACUAAUCUCUGACUAUAAUAAGGACUAUCGCUGAUCUAAAGUCUAAAAGCCUCAUUGAUAAUGGACUUCUUAUUGUAUUGCUUUAGCACUGAAAGAUUUGACUGUUUUAGCCAAUAGCACUGCUACAAGGUUAAAAAUGUAAAAUGUUACACUUUUCUUUUUUUUAAUCUCAGAAAUGACUUGAAAAAGUGAUGAGCAAAUUUUGCAAGUUUUCUAAAAGUUGAACGAUUUUGUAAUGCAGACAACUGUAAAUGUUUUAUGUCAUGUGUAUAAAGAUGCUUAAUAAAAUAAUAAAAGUUAACUUGUU
Molecule: messenger RNA, 2393 nt
Organism: Oreochromis aureus
Lineage: Eukaryota; Metazoa; Chordata; Actinopteri; Cichliformes; Cichlidae
Gene: znf750
Product: zinc finger protein 750
Exons: 3
Coding region: 240-2084 (614 amino acids)
Biological process (GO): epidermis development; positive regulation of transcription by RNA polymerase II
Cellular component (GO): nucleus
Molecular function (GO): promoter-specific chromatin binding; DNA-binding transcription activator activity, RNA polymerase II-specific; RNA polymerase II cis-regulatory region sequence-specific DNA binding
Source: RefSeq, a predicted model, not a curated record